This is a messenger RNA of Aspergillus pseudonomiae, 1089 nucleotides long. RefSeq names its product serine hydrolase domain-containing protein. Lineage: Eukaryota; Fungi; Ascomycota; Eurotiomycetes; Eurotiales; Aspergillaceae. The coding region runs from base 1 to 1089 and encodes 362 amino acids. The transcript has 4 exons. The record is from RefSeq and is a predicted model, not a curated record.
AUGCAACUCGUGGAACAAGGGAAGCUCGCACUCGGCGAUGCCUUUCAGCUUGAUCGUCUUGCUCCUGAGUUGAAGGAACUAAAGGUAUUGACGAGAGACUCUAGUGAAUCUUACACACUGGUCCCGCAGGAGCGUAGGAUUACGCUCAGAAUGCUUAUGACUCACACAGCCGGUUUCGGACAUGCCUUUGACGAUGUUAAGCUCAGCGACUGCGCAAGGCCGACCGGCAUCGACGAUUUUUCAAGACGGAGAGAAGAUGUUCUUUUACGACCGCCAGUAUUCCAACCAGGAACGGGGUUCCAGUACGGUGUUAGCAUCGAUUGGGUCGGAGUCAUUAUAGAACGGGCUACGAAAACCCCCCUUGAGGAGUACUUUCAGACGUACAUAUUUUCACCGCUAGGUGUAAAGGAUAUAGCGUUCUACACGACGCAAACCAUGAAGCAACGUCUUGUCUACAUGCACCAGCGGGCAGCCGACGGCGUAUUGAGUGUCACCGACCAACUUCUUCGACAUACGCUUGUCGAGCCGCGGUAUGCAACGAAUGAAAAAAUUCUCUAUGGGUGGUUGUGGAUGCUUCGGGACGCCGAGGGAGUAUUCGAAAAUCAUGGCUAUGCUGCUCAACAACGGAACCUGUCCGAAGACGAACGCGCAGAUAUUGAAGUCAGAAACGGUACAGCGUUGGUCCUCACUACACCAUACGUUUUUCAAUUCACUCAUACUAAUCUUGUACUUUGCAAAGAAAUAUUUACCGACCAGAUCCCACAGUAUCCGAUCUACCACAAUUACUAUUGCCAAUCAGCAAAACCUACACUGGCUAAUAGUUGUGCCAUUAUACCAAAACCCGGAAACCCGACCGAUGGAUGGGGCCUUACAUUCAUGUUGAGCCAUGAGAAAAGCGAAACUGGGAGGGCAGCUGGUUCAGCGUCUUGGGAGGGCCUGGCAAAUUUAUACUGGUUUGCCGAUCGCGUCAAUGGCAUUGCGAUGAUCUUCGCUACUCAGAUUCUUCCAUACGGGGAUCUCGAAGCAGUCAAGCUUUUCCGGGCGAUUGAGAAAGGGGUGUAUGCAAGCUGUGGCUUGACAACUAGGUAG